Molecule: messenger RNA, 3362 nt
Organism: Cephus cinctus (wheat stem sawfly)
Lineage: Eukaryota; Metazoa; Arthropoda; Insecta; Hymenoptera; Cephidae
Product: lysosomal alpha-glucosidase
Exons: 10
Coding region: 650-3340 (896 amino acids)
Biological process (GO): N-glycan processing
Molecular function (GO): alpha-glucosidase activity
Source: RefSeq, a predicted model, not a curated record
CCCUCCCCCCUAAACUCUAUAUACAAAUUCAUUCAAAUGGAAAAUCAAACAAGCUGAUAUCGAUAAAUCAGUAUUCCAAAAAUAUAAUGAUACCAAGAAAUUUAUAUUUUCUCAUUCAUGCGAUCAAUUUAUCCAUGUUAAAAGGAAAUAAAAAUAAAAUCAACAAAUAAAUCUGUACACGUGUAAAAAAAAAUUUCCAAAUUUUGCCGUCAAUUUGCACGAUUCCGAUUGGUCGUCGCUUUCGUCAUUCGUAAAGCGUCAAUUUGCGAAUAUUAUAUUAUUAUAUUUAUAUUCAUUCCCAAAAUCGGCACACGUGCGACAGGGUUCUAACUGAAUUUUGAAAAAUUAACGAUAACAAGCUACACACAACGCAUUUUGAGUCAUUGACAUGAAAAAAUUGAUAAGAAUAAAAAAUAUUCCGCCACGUUAUCAUACUAUCACGAAUUUAUAUUUUACGAAUAAUAUCAGCUGCGUCGUAUCAAUAUACGAUAACUGAAUGAGAUACCGAAGUAUAGACUGUAUACGAAAUUUCAGUCCGGCUCGAGAGUUUCUAGCGACAAUAUAUAAGUCAAUACUAUUUUUAUGUUAACAUUAACAAACUCAAUAUAUGCAAUAGUCAAUAUAUCCUGUUUGCAUUUCAGUUCAAGAUAUGAACAUGGAUUCAAGACAGGUGAAAGAGAUGGAUAAACUUCUCGUGUAUCUCAAACCAGUCAGAUUAAGAGAUCGUAUUUUCUUAUCACCCUACGUCAAAUACGUCUUCCCAACAAUACUGAUAGCGUUGACAGUGCCGCUGGCUGCUUACGGUCUGCUCUUCGCGCCGCUAGUCAAAGACAAGACUGGCAACGUCACCUGUCACAUAUAUUCAUCUUAUUUCGUGGAAUGUGCACCAGGUCGAAAUCUCACGUACGACGAGUGCGUCAUCUCGGGAUGCUGCUACAACGUCCUAACGAACGUCUGUCAUCAUUCUCUGCCAUCGCGUCACGGAUACAUUGUAAGCAGCAUGAGUGACAGCGGCGCAUCAUUGACCCCAAGAAAAACUCACAGCCCUUUCGGAAGUGUCAAUCGGGAUGCUGUGAGUCUAGAGAUACAGAGCAUCGACGCCAAUCAUCUUGAGAUUAUACUGUCGAUGGGGGAUUCUACCACGAGGUCGUCGGUCGAUUCCAAAAAGAGAAAUUUUUUUCAAAAUUUCUCAAAACGAGACGAACGGCUUACCGAGGAGACUUUGAAUGUUAUGCCGAGAAAUUCGGAAUCUCGAACUAUCGCGGUAGAGCUUGACAGUGUAUCAAAUUUGAUUCCGUACGUUCAUUAUCCCGAAUUUUCGGUUUCCAUUGCCAGAGCGAGUUCCAGUGUGAAUGACAGUACGUACAUUUGGACGACUGCCAGAGGUCCACUUAUCCUUACGGAAUCUUAUUGGGAAUGGAGUAUAUUCAUGACCAACAGUACGGUUUAUGGGCUGAACGACGUACAAUUGAAUGGGACCACUAAUUUUAUUUACAACAACGAAAACGGUACGAUAAUACCGGCUUUUUUGGGAAUAACCGAAAACGGCGACGGAAUGGCAUGCUACGUGGAUUACGAGGGACCAAUGGAAAUUAAGAUGAAUAACGGCUCCAAUCUGAUUAUACUCCGCGGCUUUUCUCUACCGGAAAUGAUCAGCGUCCAUAUUUUUGCGGGACCGACGCCCCUCGACGCCGUUCGCCAGCUCGGGACAUCCUUUUCACAUAUGUCUCAAACGCCCAAGGGAAUGAGCCACGGGUUACACGUAUGUCCCAAUGGAGACCUGACACCCCUCGAAGACAUCAUCCUAGACCUAAAUAACACCAUCCUGAUAACGGAAGUCAUCAAGGUACCCUGGGACAGCCAUUGUCUUCAUCAGAAACUCUGCCCAACCAUAGAGCUCAACCUGACCGAUGAUGCGCUCAAGAAGAUAAACCUAGGACGCGAAAUCUUAUCCAGCACCAACAGAUCGUUCCAGCCCCAUCUAAGUCCCAUGCUUUUCCAUGGCAACGCCAGCUUAAGCUCUCAUCUCGGAAGUGAACGUCUUCUGCUCACCGAUAACAAUACCCAAAUCUACAACGGCCUUUAUCUCGCUAGCCCAGUUGUAUAUCCGGAUUGGGCUAACUCUCGAGUGCCUUCGACCGCAGAGAGCUACUUGCUGAACUACAUCAAGGAGCUCCGGACGGACUUGAUAUACGUAAGGGAUAGUUGGCCCAAAGACGAACAGGGUAUGGACUUUGACGGGUCUUCAAUGGGAUUCGAUUAUAUGCCCCAGCCCUUGCGGGACCUCAUGUGCAACAUGACAGUUCCAUUUGAUCUGAUCUCAUCCACCUCAUCCGUCCACCACACCCGGCACAAUUCGUACUCGAGAAGCUUCCGGAAUUUUAUCCAGAGCAACGCGACGGUCUUGGAGCUACGUGGAAUUGCGGGCGAGGCGGGAAAUUCAAGUUGGGCAUCACUGAGGAAGGCUAUUCGCGUUGGGGUAGGUUCCGGUCUGGUCGGACUACUUCCGCCUCCGAUGUACGUCUGCGGUACUGGUACUCACGCCGUUUACUUAGAGGCUGAUCUGUGCGUGAGAUGGUACGGAGCAGCAGUCCCAUGGCCUCACGUCAUGGUCCUACCCGAGAGGUUACCCGGUUCUUCGUAUCUACCGACCGCAGCAUCCCUAAACGCCGCGAAGCUCCUCCGAUUACGAGCGACCUUGGCCACUUAUCAGCACACCAAUCUGGCCAAAUAUUACAGAGAAGGGACGCCGGUCAUGGCGUCGACGUCGCUGUACUAUCCGAAGGAACCGGAAGUACGGGAUAGCUGGGACCAGUUCAUGUGGGGCGAAUCCAUCUUGAUCGGCCUGGUGACUCUUCCUGAAGUUUAUCAGGUGACCAUGUGGAUACCUGGUCAAUAUACCUGGAGACAUCUUCAGGGUGGUUCGCCAGUGACGUCAUCCAACUGCUCCACUUCCGUAACAGCCGCCAUCGGUGAGAUCGUCAGUCUCCUUCGACCUGGACACGUCGUUCCUGUUCACGAGACUGUCGCAGACACGACCCUGGGUACCAUGAGAAACGAUCUUGACCUGCUGGUGAAUCUGCUGUGCGACAACGAGUGCCUGGCCUUUGGCAGCAUUUUCUAUGGGGAGGAGGAGAAGGGGGGUGAUUUUUUGAAAAUCGGUACAACAAAUUCGAGUUUCACUCUCGAAAAUAUACUCAGUGUCCAGAAUUAUGCGUGCGAUAGAACUCAAGCGCAGUCGACUUUUAUAAGGAGCGUUCAGAUUUUGGGCACCGAAUCGCAUAGGAUUAAUCAAAAUUUAUGCAACCUGACUGAAGAUACGUACGAAAUAAUUUUUUAAUAAAAUAUACAAAUAAAAUCCA